This is a messenger RNA of Penicillium pulvis, 1218 nucleotides long. Its product is annotated as curved DNA-binding protein (42 kDa protein). The record is from RefSeq and is a predicted model, not a curated record. Bases 1 to 1218 code for a protein of 405 amino acids. NCBI's taxonomy places the organism in Eukaryota, Fungi, Ascomycota, Eurotiomycetes, Eurotiales, Aspergillaceae. The transcript has 5 exons.
AUGGUCGAGACUCAAACCCCCGAGGUUGACUACACCCUCAACAACCCCGACACCUUGACCAAGUACAAGACCGCUGCCGGCAUUUCACACAAAGUGCUCGAGGCCGUCACUGCUCUGUGUGUUGAGGGCGAGAAGAUCGUCGAGAUUUGCCAGAAGGGUGACCAGCUCCUCGAUGAGGAAAUCGCCAAGGUCUACAAGGGCAAGAAGAUCGCCAAGGGUAUCUCUCACCCCACUACCGUCUCUCCCAGCUCCUAUGUCACUCCCUACACUCCCCUUGUGUCCGAUGCCGCCGAGGCCGAGAUCGCUCUGAAGGCCGGCGAGAUCGUCAAGAUCCAGCUCGGUGCCCAGAUUGAUGGAUUCGGAACUAUUGUCUGUGACAUGCACGUCGUCGCCAAGAAGGACGCCGCCAAGGAGGUCAUCACCGGCCGUGAGGCUGACCUUAUUGUCGCUACUCACUACGCCAACGAGCUCCUGCUCCGCUUGAUGGUUCCCGCCGGUCUGUUGGCCCAGGGUACUGACGAGGAGAAGGCUAAGGCCGCCGCCAAGAAGCCCCCUACCCAGUCUUACAUGUCUGAUCUCCUGGAGAAGAUUGCCAAGGCUUACGACUGCAAGGUUGUUGAGAACACUACCAGCUGGAUGUUCGACCGCAACGAGAUUGAGGGUAACAAGAAGAUCAUCCUGGUCCCCGGCGAAGGUGUCCGUGGCGAGGGUGUCCCCGAUGUUGGUGAGGUUUGGGGUGUUGAGGUCGGCCUCAGCUUGGGAUCCGGUAAGGUCAAGAACCUCGACCACCGCACCACCCUGCACCGCCGUACCACCACCACCUACGGUCUGAAGCGUCCCAGCUCCCGCCAAACCCUCUCUGAGGUUGUCAAGAAGUUCGGUACCUUCCCCUUCAGCUUGCGCCAGCUUGACGACGAGAAGUCCGCGAAGGUCGGUGUUGUUGAGUGUGUUCGUGGCGGUGUCCUGCGCCAAUACGAGCCCGCUGGUGAGACUGACGGCUCCCCCGUCUCUCGCCUGCUCUCUACCAUUGCCAUCACCAAGAACGGUCUCACCAAGCUUGCCGCCCCUGCUCCCAUUGACCUGGAGCUGUACAAGUCUGACAAGAAGAUCGAGGAUGAGGAGAUCCUUAAGAUCCUCGAGCAGCCCCUGGCCCGCUCUACCGGCAACAAGAAGAGCAAGAGCAAGAAGAAGAAGACCACCACCGCCGGUGAAGAGUAA